Linum trigynum is the source of this 2554-nucleotide messenger RNA. The record is from the annotation of a GenBank genome assembly. Lineage: Eukaryota; Viridiplantae; Streptophyta; Magnoliopsida; Malpighiales; Linaceae.
UAACGAAAGAUAAACCGACUUCCAAAAAAUGUAGCAAAAUUAAUUUAGUUAUUUUGAACAAGUGUCACUUUUCAUAAUUCAUAUCACCUAACCAGAAACCAUUAAUCAUCGAGGCAUUGGGAAAUUGUCCCCAUUAGGUGGGUGGGUAAGUAUCUCGCAGUACUAGCUUACUCCGAUAAAGGGCUUUCUGCUGGGCCCAAAGUCAUGAGCUUUGGGUCGGCCCAGACACUGAACUCAAUGGAACCAAGAAGGAAAAAGAAAAACACUAUCAGCAAAGUGAAUGCCUCCGGUUCCCCGGAAAACCCUGGCGUGCAGGGGUAUAGGAAAGCCAUGAGACCAAAUUUGAACUCCGUUGCAAACCUCCACUACCAUUUCCCUCUUCUUCGCUUCUCCCCAAUUUUCUCCCGCGCCGGCUUCUUCUACAACCCCGUCGUCGGUUCCCAGACAGCGCUUCGGUCGGCGGCGAAGAGUUCACUAAGCACCGGAGCCGCAACAACUUCUCGUCUUCUUCUCCGUCGCUGCACCUGCACAACUAUGGCCACCGAUCCUCCGGCGGUUCCGGUGAGAGACGAAAUUGAACUGACGGAGGUUGAGCGGAAGAUAUUCGACAGGCUCCUUGGCACUCUCCGCAAAUUUAAUCUCACCACGGAGCUCCGCGUCGCCGGCGGUUGGGUCCGCGACAAGCUGCUGGGGAAAGAGUGCUACGACAUUGAUAUCGCCAUUGACAAUAUGUCCGGAAGUCAAUUUGUUGAUAGCGUGAAGGACUAUUUGGAAACAGUAAACGAAGUAGCUCAAGGGGAUUGUGUCAUUGCUCGGAAUCCUGACCAGUCCAAACACUUGGAAACUGCGAGGAUGAGGCUAUUUGAUCAAUGGAUUGAUUUCGUUAACUUGAGGUGUGAAGAUUACAACGAGAACAGUCGCAUCCCGACAAUGAAGUUUGGUACUGCUGAAGAGGAUGCAUAUAGAAGAGAUUUAACCAUUAACAGCUUGUUCUAUAAUAUUAAUAAGAGUUCAGUCGAAGACCUUACAGGCAGAGGCAUUGCAGAUCUAAAAUCUGGAAAAAUAGUGACCCCUUUACCUCCAAAGGAGACAUUCUUGGAUGAUCCUCUUCGUGUUCUUCGGGCUAUUCGGUUUGGUGCAAGGUUUGAGUUUGAGAUGGAUGAAGAUCUCAAAGAAGCGGCUAGAUGCGAGGAAGUGAAAAAUGCUCUUGCAGCUAAAAUUAGCAAAGAGCGUGUUGGGACUGAGAUUGAGCUAAUGAUCUCUGGUAAUCAACCUGUCAAAGCCAUGUCAUACAUAGCCGAUUUGACAUUAUAUCCGGUUGUCUUCUGUUUCCCACCAAAUCAUCAACCAGAAGUCUCUGAAGGAUGCCAGACGCAGUCCUUAGCUUACUUGGAAGCAGCAUGGGGUCUGAUUCACUCAAUUGGAUACGCUUCGUUCACUGAUCAGCAAAGGCGACUUGCUUUAUAUGCAGCUCUGUUUCUUCCCUUCAGAAAUAUUACUUAUAAGGAUGCUAAGGGAAAAAGGAUGCCGGUUGUCAACUAUAUUUUUAGAGACUCUCUUAAGCAGAAAGCCAGUGAUCCUGACUUGGUGAUGAAGGUACAUCAGUCAAUAGAUAAACUUACAACAUUGAUUCCUUCACUUAUAUCCAAGGCGGAAACCAUGCCCCCUGAAGUCAAUCAGGAAAUGGAAUUUGCUGAUGUGGCCACCAAUUCAAAGCUCCGAAUUUCAACAGGAUUCGUACUACGAGAGGUCAAAGAUCUAUGGCGAAUUGCUCUACUGAUAUCUACAAUGCUACACCCCUCUGACUUGGCUUCUUCUUCCAAGGAGGAUAAUGGUAAGCCCGAGCUUGACAAGAGGAAAGACUUGUUCAAGGCAGUCGAGGCUGCCAUCCUUGAACUAGGUCUGGACAAUGUGUGGGACAUGAAGCCAUUGAUCAAUGGGAAAGAGAUCAUGAGCGUCCUACAGCUUAAAUCCGGAGGACCCCUUGUCAAGGAAUGGCAACAAAAGAUACUGUCAUGGCAACUUGCUCAUCCAACUGGGACUGCCCAUGAAUGCCUUGAGUGGAUGAAUGAAACCCACUACUCGAAUCUCGCCGAAACAGAGUAGAGCUGCUGCUAAUGCUGGUGCUGACCAUGAUUACGAUCUUAAUGGAAAGCUUGCUCCUUUUCUCUUUUGCACUCCUGACUAGCAGUGGAAAUGGCAGAGUUCAAUUUUGGGAAGAAACUAGAUAUGAUGAUCACAAUCAUGGUUCUGCAUUUUUGUAAGGAAAGAAAUUGUAAAAAGCCGUGAUGUUUGGUGCUUUCUGUACAUUCUAAGCAAUUAGGCUUUCAGUUAGUCAAUAGAUCAACCACUUGUAGAUCUUUGUUUAUGGAGCAUUUUAUAUUUAGAUAAUUCCUCAAAAUCAUAAUCGAGAUAGAUUAUAAUUAUAUACUUGAAUCAGUAAGAUUCGAUCAACCAAGAAAAUGGAACCAAAGAGAUCCACCCACUCCACUGAAAAGUUCAGGGGUCACUUUGUAACUUUAACUGUGUUUUUGAAUAUAAAGUGUAUUUAACA